AGCUGGCCCAGUGAUACCGUGUUCCACAAGCAUUAUAUUUUUUUAUGAAAAAGUAAGAAAUCUAAUACAUAUAAUGCAUUUGGAUGAGUUGCAACAAAUACUUUCUUUGUCCCCCAUAGUGGGGGUCACUUUCUAUCGUCCAUUCUCCACCACCUUAUAUAAAGCGACAUCAUAAUCAACUUCUUAUUUGAUUUGAUUUUAAACAAAUGAUUACAUUUUGAAUAAUAAAAUGUUUUGGUGCGCCCGUUGUAAAACUUCCUGGACGCGCCCCUGACAGUAACGUGUGUCCGUGCGUAAAGGCAGAGAUGCUUGGUGGCCACGUCCCCUUGGAGACUGGAGAGACAACACGUGAUGAGCUUUACUGAUCAGGUUCAGAGAACCAGAGAGACACCGAGACACGGCGAGAGACAGGCCGGGGCACGGAGCCUGGAGCCCGGCCACCACUUCAGCCAACCUCCGGAGCAGCAGUUACAGUUGAAGAGUUGAGUUCGUCUUGUUUGUUUCAUUAGAGAGGAGGAAGAGGAGGAGGAGAGGAGGAAGAGAAGCAGAGCAGCAGCAGCAGGAGGAGGAGGAGGAGGAGAGAAGAGGAAGAGGAGGAGAAGCCGGAGUAAAGUUUGUCCAAGUUUGCACAUCCCUUCGGAAACGCCAUUUUGAUUCCUCUCCUCUUCGGAGCGACUUUGCACCUCUUCCUCCUUACGUUUUUUUAACUUCAUCCUUCCUCACCACCGCCACCACCACCACCAUCAUCAUCCGCGCCACGAUGUCUCGGCGUAAGCAGCCCAACCCCAACAAAGUCCGCGUGUGAGCAGUCACAACAAACCCCACCCCCUUCUGCCCCGCCCCCUGAGACUCGAGCGAGCGAGCGUUGAUUAACGAAAAAGAACGGCAGUCAUGGAGAACCCCACGGAGGAGCUGCAGGAAAAGGGAGGAGCAAACACCGAGGUGAACACGGAGGAGGAGGAGCUAAGGAAGGAGACGGCGCACAAUAACCUGAAAGCAGCGAUCAACGGAGGGAAGGAGGCAACAAACGGAGGAGAACCUCUCCAGAACGGAGACAGAGGAGGAGGAGGAGGAGACCUGUCCUCCAUCAACUCCAUGAUGUCAACGGUGAUGUCAGCUGCUGGGACGAUAAACGGAGGAGGAGAUGAAGGAGGGAGUGGCGUUACUUCAGCCAACUCCUCAGCUGGACCUUCUCCCAGCCCCUCACCCAGCAAGUCUCUGACAGCCGCCAUGAGGGCCCCGCCAAGUCGCAGCGCUCGACGCACCCAGGAAUCCAAAGACGACGGCUCGGCUUAUAUCUGCCCGCUGUGCGACAAGAACUGUCAGACGCAGCACCAGCUGACCAUGCACAUCCGACAGCACAACACCGACGCCGGCGCCUCGGAUCACUCCUGCAGCAUCUGUGGGAAGUGCCUGAGCUCGGCCUCGUCGCUGGACCGACACAUGCUGGUCCACAGCGGAGAGAGGCCCUACAAGUGCUCCAUCUGUGGUCAGACGUUCACCACCAACGGCAACAUGCACAGGCACAUGAAAAUCCACGACAAGGAUCCGGCCAGCGGUCUGAUCCCUCUCAGCAGCCCCCCCUCCCCCACCAAGCGCCGCCGUCCGUCUGUGAAGCGGCGGCAUGGCGUGGAGGAUGACCCUGGAGACGAGCCGCCCAGUAAGAAGGUGACAGAGGAUGCGGGAGCCGACGAGUCCGUGGUGGUCCAGGGCUCAGAGGCGGAGCUGCUGCAGUGUCCCAUCUGCUUCAAGACCUGCAGCUCCAGACUGGAUCUGGACGCUCACAUGGACACUCAUCCAGACACGGUGCUAAGGUGUGAUCUCUGCUGCCUUUCUUUCCGAACCCACCGCGGACUGUUGCGGCACAACGCAGGGGUUCAUAAGAUCCUCCCCCAGGACCCCAGCGGUCGACCCUUCAUCCAGAACAACCCCUCCAUCCCCACCGGCUUCAAUGACUUGGCCUUCAUCGACUUCUCCUGCAAGAAGUUUGCUCACAUUGCUCAGGUUUGGUGUGAGACCAACCUGAGGCGCUGCAUCAGUAAGUUCCACCGUUUUGUCUGUGACUCCUGCGAUAAGGCUUUCCCGCUCCGCUCUGCCUUGGACAUCCAUAAAACCACCUUCCAUACGGAUAAACCUGCUGCGGUUGAAGCCGAGGAGAAACCGACGGAGAACGAAGCAAAACGGACUGAGGAACGUCAGGAUGCUGAAGCUGGAAACCUGCCAUCUGAGCAGUCCAGCUUCCUGGAAGCACUCGGCCUGCAGCACAUUUCUAAGGUGAAGUCUGGUCCUACUGAUGAUGAGAUCCAUCAGGCCCACCUUGACAGCAUCAAGGUGAUCCAUGUGGAGCCUCUGUCCUUCAACCUCCCUCAGGAGCCGGCCUCUGCCUUCCUGUCCGGAGGUUGUGGGGUAACUCUGGGUCUGGGUGGACUAGCUGCCCUGAGCAUCCCGCUGCUGGAGGCCUCUGGCUCCACCCUGCAGGGACUCUCCCAGAGAGACGCCCUUAACCUGCUGUCCCUGCAGCCGUUUCAGGCGGGCUUCCUGCUACAUCCUGAAGGGGGCGCUGCCACGGCAGGUGCCGCCUCAGCAAGCUCCAAACCAGGAGAGUCUGGUGGGGCUGGAGUGAUGGAGCUGGCCGACAUCCAGCAAAUUCUGAAAGUGGCGGCCGCCGCGCCCAAUCAGAUGGGACUGCCGCCUCUGGCCAAAGCUCCAGGUUUUAGCGGUCAAGUUCCAGGUCAGAAGGCCAUGCCACCGCUGAAGCCCAAACCUCCCAUCAGCCCUCGCUCCAGCCUCAGCACCACCACCCCUCCCCCCCUGCAGAGCUCCCAGCAGGCGUCACUGGGCUGCAUCAGCCCCAGUCUGCCCCCUCCCACACCCACCCACUUCAAAACACCCUCCUCCUCCUUAGCGGGGGGCGGGGCUCACAUGGACGCAGAGUCGAUGGACGACGCCAGCUCGCCGCUGUCUGAUUCGCCACCUGCCGCCACCACAGCUGUCCAGGAGGACGUGGGGAUAAACAUCCGGAAGGCUGGAAGCAAAGCUGGGAAUGCCACUGCUUCAGCUAAAGGCAUGUUCCCGUGCCGCUUCUGCGACCAGGUGUUCCCCGUCUCUGGUGCCCUGCAGGCCCACAUGCGCUUCCACCUCGGCAUCCUGCCCCACCAGUGCAACAUCUGCGACUACGUGGCGCCCGACAAGGCCACGCUCAUCCGCCACCUGCGCACGCACAGCGGCGAGCGCCCGUACGUCUGCCGCAUGUGUCAUUAUCCCUUCACCGUCAAGGCCAACUGUGAGCGCCACCUCAGGAAGAAGCACGCCAAGACAUCCAGGAAGGACAUCGAGAAGAACAUCAAGUACGUCACCUUCAACACCACCUCCAUCACUGCGACUGGCACCACCACGCAGGACACAGAGACGGGUUGCGAAACCACCUGCCGGUUCUGCGGUGAGGACCUGAAGACCUACCGGGCGCUGCAGAUCCACCUGCGGACGCACAACGGCUGCCAGAGGAAGCCAUUCGAGUGCCGUCGCUGCGGCGCCGCCUUCCUGGCCAAGCGGAACUGCAUCCACCAUCUGCUGAAGCAGCACCCAGAGGUCCAGGAGAGGGAGAUCGAGGGUCACAUUACCACGCUGCUGCCCACCACCACUGUCACCACCCCCACUCUCGGCGCACCUGUGCAUCCGGCGGCACUGAACGGGAUCAGUCAGACCAUCCCGGUGCUACAGGUGAAGGCGGAGGAGCUGGGGUAUCCUACAGAGCUGGACCAACCACUUGACUUCUCUGCUAAAGGGCGGGGCAGCCAGGCUGCGUCUCCUGCGAUCAAAACGGAGAACGUCUCCCAAGGCUUUGACUGUUCCGACCUGGACCAGCCCAUCGACCUGUCCAUCCCCAGCAAGCGGCAGCGCCGGGAGGUGGGGAGCAGCGGGGAGAAGGACGAGAUGAACACGGAGCAGAGCACCGUCAUUGAUCAACAGCAGCCCGCUCCGUCUACAGACGAGAAGACGGCGAGCGCACUCCUUCCUCUGCAGCCUUAUGCCCCACUGGGAUGCUACCAAUUUCCUCCUGGAUCCACUCCUCCCUCUGCCGCCCGAGCUCAGCGCCUCAAACCGCUGCUGCCCAAACCUGCCGCCUCCACCUCCUCGCCACCCUCUUUGAAGGAUCUAGCUCCUCUUGCCUCCAUCGCUCAGAUCAUCAGCUCUGUCUCUGCAGCUCAGGUCAUGCUGGAUGGAAAUUCCCAGCCUGGAGCCUCUUCCUCACAUGCCGAAGCCGAAGCCGCUGGAUCCUCUGCUGUGCUGGAAACACCAAGCGACGACGUAUCCGAUGGAUCCUCCAGAAGGAGGUCACGGAAGAAGCCAGCAGCUCUGGCAGCGAAGGAAAAGGUCGCGGGCGGUGUGAUCGAUCUGGAAUCCAGCGGAGAGUUUGCCAGCGUGGAGAAGAUGCUCGCCACAACUGACACAAACAAGUUCAGUACCUACCUGCAGACUGGAGCUGCAGAGCUGACAACAAAGAGAGAUGUGGACAGAGCUGCAGCACCUGGAGGAGGUGGAGGAGAGGAGAAGGAGAAGGAGAAGGAGGGCAAAGCGAACGAGGAGGGGAAGCAAGCAGCUGCUGCUGGGGCAGCCAUGACGGUACCUCAGACAAAAGGAAAGAAAAACGCCUACUCCAACUCGGCCCAGAAGAUGACCUGCCCGUUUUGCCCCCGGGUCUUCCCCUGGAUGAGCUCGCUCCAGAGACACAUGCUCACUCACACAGGCCAGAAGCCGUUUCCAUGCCCUCGCUGUGACGCCUUCUUCUCUACCAAGUCCAAUUGUGAGCGCCACCUGCUGCGCAAGCACGGCGUGACUCACAGGACCCUGCGACGCAACGGCACCAUGGUGAAGAAAGAGGGUGACGACGGCUCACACGAGAGCGCUGAGAGCCAGUCGGAGACGGAGCAGCUGGCAGCAGAUAGCAAGGACUUCAACAGCGCCACCAUCACAGAAACGGGUCCAGCGUCCACUGUUAAUAGUCCCGCCCCUCCUGACCUCACCCAGCUAAGCCCCACCCCCAAAGCAAGUCAAGGUUGCAGUCCACCUGCAGGGCAACAGGAACCUGAAACCAUUGAUCAGGCUGAUCAACAGGGGGCGCCAGAGACCAAAGGAGCGGCAGGAAAGCAGCUUCAUCCGAGCAGCAAGGCCGAGAACACGGACGAUGACGACUGUCUCAGCAACAAAAGUCUCGACCUGAACUUUGGAAAGAAGCUCAUCGACUUUAAGCUCUCCACGUCCUCCUCAAGCUCCACCCCUCAAGAAGAACAGCCCUCCUCCUCUCCUUCAUCGGCUCCCUCUGCCUCAUCUGCUCCACAAGAAGCACCAGAGGUCUUCGAAGACCAGGAGAAAGCAGCUCCCUCCUGGUCUUCAACCAGCAGCCCUGCAACGAAGCAGCAGCCUGAGUACAAACACGUCUGUCGGGUUUGUACAAAGACUUUCCGCUACGCAACGACUCUGGCUCGCCAUGAGAGGGCGCAUCUCUCAGAGGAGACACAGACAACGACGGAGGAGGCUCCUUCACCUGCGAAGGACGAGGAGGUGACUGAGAGCAAAGCUGCUGAGCAGGAGGACACAGAGAAGGACGCAGAAAUGGAGGAAGACGAAGGAGGAGAUAGAGGAGGAGAGAGUGAUGGAGGCGAGAGCGGGGAGUCAGAGGAAGAAGAGAAGGAGAAGGAGGAGAGGAGCGAUGAAGAAGCAUCAGAACCAAAGAACAUGGAGGGAGGAGAGGUGGUGGGAGGAAGAGUGGAUAAGAGGAAGAAGAUCUGCACCGAGUGCGGGAAAAGAUUCUGGUCUCUGCAGGACCUGACGAGACACAUGAGGUCCCACACAGGGGAGCGGCCAUAUAAGUGUCAGACCUGUGAGAGGACCUUCACUCUGAAGCACAGCCUGGUUCGGCACCAGAGGAUCCACUUGAGGCCCCGUGGGGCCGACGGCUCCUCCGGGGCCAACGAUGAUGCCAGCGAGGACGGAGACUCUUGCGCCCCAACCCCGACCUCUACCUGCCCACCCUCAGAGAACGAAAGUGAGUGCGGGAGCGGGGUCGCAGGACCCAAGGAGCUGGAGGAGGAGGACUUAAAGGAGGAGGGUGAGGGUCAGAGGGAAGAUUCUGCAUCAGUGGAGAAGGAAGAUGUUGUGACACAAUCAGAUUCAGCUCCACCGACCACUUCAGAAGAUCCAGAUGCCCCCACUGAUUCUCACCAAGCUACUGAAUCAAAGACGACUACAAGCACCGACUCACCUACAACACCAGACAGCGCCAAAGAUCCCUCCAUCUCUUCCUCCAGCUCCCCACCAGCGGGUGUCACCAAAGAUGCCCCUGCAGAAGGCUUUAUCCAAGGGCUGCUGGAGAUCCACACCAAGCCCCCUCUGGAGCACAUCCUUCCCAACGGUGAGCCUCCGAUGGUAGGUGUAGACUGAAAGGUAGUUCCCCACCAAUAUCACCACAGUGCCAUAUGACAGAAGGACGCUACACCAGUGAUGAUGAUGCAUAAACCAGCUCGGAAAAGUUUCCCCUAAAAGACAGAAACCUCGUUUCUUGAAGUGCCUUACUACUAGUCCGACUUCUAAAAGAUGUUUUUCCUGCUAUAUCUUUAUCUGCAUUAUUACGGAGGAUGGAUCUAAAUUUUUUAUAGCUUUUUAUGAUGACAAUGAUUACUAUUUUUGUGCGGGGAAUCUAUAUUUCAGCAAUAAAAAGAAUAAAUGAUUACAAUUUAUUGUUCUAGAUUUUUGUUUUGAGAAUCGAUCAACGUAGGAGACGCCGACAGACAGAAACUGAGACAGAGCGUCGAGAUCGGCGUAAGUUCUUCUGUAUUUAAAUCACAGCCGGGCUCGGGCUGGAAGCAGAACUGGAUGAUUGCAUUUUUAAGAUCAGGAGCUGUGGAUUUCUGGUUGGAGCGACGGACUUUUCUUUGGCUCCAGCUCUGGUUUCAACCUCUAUAUUUGGUAUUUAGAAAUGAACAGUGUGGUGAAAAAAUGGCUUCCAGCUGUUUCUGCUGGUAGCUGCGUCUCAUCAUGGGACUGAGGAAAGCUUUUUUAACUGGAAAACGCAGAACGGUCGUUGCUGGCCUUGCUAAAUCUCCCAUCUCUCUCUGCUGACUCAUGGAAACCUUCAGGAACUAAUCAGAGUCGCACCUCUGUGUGUGUGUGUGUGUGUGUGUGUGUGUGUGUGUGUGUGUGGGGGGGGGGUCAUUGUACCUUUUUUUUUUUUAAACCCAUCACACUAUUGAUCCUUUCCUCCCUCAGAAACCACCGUUUGUGUUAAUUUCUCAUCAUGAUUCUCAGUUGAUUCCCUGUUUGUACAGAAGGUUGAACCGUGGUGUGUGAUGCUCCACUGUUUCUGCAUGUUUGCCAUGAUAUUUAGGUGUGUUGGGGGGGGGGGGGUGUUUUGUGGAUUUUCUUUUUUAAUUGAACAAAUCAAAUGUUUUUGUUGUUUUGAGUGUGAAUGUGAGCUUGUCUCUGGCCUGUCUCUCAUCGUCACCCCCUAGUGUGUGUUUUAAGGUUACUUACAGGGCCUCUGGCAUGCUAACAUGUAGCAGCACUAACACCUGUUCCAGGUUCAGUUUACCUCAAAUUUCGCUUUUUAACUGAAACUGCAGCUCUGGAUCUAGCCCUUAAAUCCAACGUCUUCCUUCCGACUCGCUCAGUUAAACUGCAGUGAGCCGGGUUUCCACCGUGGGCCAAAUCAGAGCUAAUGAGCGCUAACUCAUCAGUGUAGUCAGGGCGAUGUUGCAGGUGUUACUGGAUUAGCUUGAACAAAGGCAGCUAAGGAAGGCGAGCUCAGAUGUCCAAGUUGUGCGACAGUUUUAGAGCUAAUUCACUGCCUUUCACCCUAAACGUGGUUUAUGCUGUGUCUUAGAAAGGGGACAACACUAGAUAGGUGUAGCAAUUAGCUGAUGGUUGCAUCUGCAGCACCUUCUGAUGAGACAAUCUAACAAUCUGUCCAGCUCUUGCUAUACUCUCAAUAACAACCCAGAUGAUGAACCUGAUCACUGGCUCAGUUAAACACAUGUAUUUACUCCCCAAACAGUAUUAUAUCAGUCUAUCUUGAGUUAUCCUCCAACCACUCUGCAGUUUGUCCAAGUUUUAUCUCCUCUAAGGGUCCGUCUCAACACUUUUUUCCUUUGGAAACAUCUGAACUUAACAGUUAAACUUGACCCGAAGCUUGAGGUCGUUAGCUGAGCAUUAGAGACAAUCAUUUUAGUUUCCUGAAAGAAAAAGGUUUGCAGAAGAAGAUGGGUGACAGCGUAACAGAUAGAUGAAUUAUGAAAUGAUACAGGUUGGUGUCCUAAACCUGCUGCACAUGUUUUAAAAAUCCAGUUGAAAGGGCUAAAUGUUCAUCAGCACCAACCUUGCCACAAGGAUCUUUAACAGGGAGAACUGGGCUAGUUUUUCAUUUGUGUACCAGAGGGAUGGGUAGCCUGUGUGUUUGUCUCUUUUCCUGCUUGUGUGAUGAUGUGUGCAGAAAACUUUGCUUCUUGUACAUUUUUCUUUUUUUUAAUAUUAGACGACCUCACAAGCAAAUCAAACCUCAGUGGCUUAUAAUGGAACUGUAACGCAGUGAUGGUCGGCCAGUUAGCGGGUUAGGGUUAAAAACAAAUCUUAUUAAAGAACCAGAACCGCUCCAAUUGGCUUAUCACUGCCCCAAACUGGCGCUAACAUUUUCCAAACCUACUGCUUCUGUUCGUACUACUAACUACAGUCAUGAGAGAAAGGGUUGGUCUCUAUAGGAGCUUCUGCAACAAACAACUAGACACUUUAAUAAAAAAGAUCAAAAACUUUAACUUUUUAAUUAUGUCAAACCAUUCAGACAUUCAGAUUUGUUUCUACAUGAGUAACUGGGUGAUUGUUACACCUGGCUAGCACAUGGUGAGCUAGCUGCUAUUAGCUUUUUGAGCUAAUAGGCUUGCUUGCUUUUUAUGCUAGUAUUCAGAAAUGUGAAAUAACUAAAUUAAAUGAUUUCAGUUUGAUUUUUCAUGAAUUUUACGUAGUAAAACUAUGACGUAGAUUUGCAAAAUUAAUUAAACUAGUUUUCUUUGAUGGGUUUCAAAGUCAGGAUGCAACUCGGCUAACAAGCUAACAGUUCUCUGUUUUCUUGUAUUUAGUUUUCUGUCAAGUUUCAGUUCAGAAAAAUCUGUUUGGUCAAAUUUACCAGUGUGGGAUUCAGUUGAUGCUAAUGGUAUAAAAGGAUAAAAUAAUUUAUUGGCUAAUGUCAGUUUCAUGUAGAAAGUUUUCUUAAUGAUCUGUCAAAUUUGCCUUUAUUUUAUCACAGAUGAGCUAAUUUUACCACUUUGAAGUUUAAGCUGCAACAGCUUUCGGAUUUUGCUAGCUGAACAUUUAAAGCUGUUCCAAGAACAAUAUACCCUACUCUAUCAUAUGUAUUGUUAUUUUGGUUUCCAAUUCUUACAUUUUUGCAGAGAGAAUUAUUGAAUAAAAUGUUUUGACCAGUGAAUAUGCUACAUGGCUCAUAGUCUAACUGCCCUUCAUUUAUGUUCAACAGUCAAAUUUGUCAGAACAUUUCUUUUUACUGGAUAUAAAACAGAAUCAUGGCAAAAUCUUUAGCAUCAUGCAAAUUUGAGACUAAUUUACACAAACCUGUAAACAAAGUUAACGCUAACAGUGAAGAAGUGAGGCUAACGUUAAACUGUAGCUUUCAGCCUUAAAACACAAUAAACCUUUUUUUAUAAUGGUGAAUAUCUUCCAUAAAUAUGUAGAAAUGUAAAAUACAUUUAUUUAGGUUGCUAAUUUAAGAUGCUAACAGGCUAGCUGGCAGUCCUUUAUUCCUAAACGGAACCAGGUCCGUUUUGUUCAGCACUCAUUUGAAAUUACUUUCCUAUUUUCUUCUGAGUAACGGUGCUGAAGUGAGCCUAACAUAGAAUAAAGCAUGUUUUCUAAUAACUGAUAUUUAAUUGUAGAGGUCAGUAAAGGAACUGCCCCUUUCUCUCCUGAUGAACUGGUUUCUGACUUGUUGGCUCUGUGUUUGCACCCUCUCCUUGGGGAAUUUGUGUUGGCGUCUGUCCUGUCUGUGUGCGCGGCCAUAUGAAUACUGGACUUCCAUUCGAAUGCACAUGGACUGUUUUUAAUGUAUUUAUUUGGAGCCCAGGUGUGUUUCUGUGUAUGGGUGUGUGUUAAGUGUCUGCAAUGACUUGAGAAGAAGCCAUGUAUUAAAAAUGUCACAUUUAUGCUGCAGAACUGUUGUGAGGAACUGGUUGUUUUUGUUGUGGACCGACCGGCUUGCUCCAGGGCACGGCCGGCCCACGUGAGACUCGGACUAGCAAUAAGACUCAUUCUGAAUCCAAAAGCUUUAUGUAGAUUUUCCUGUAUGUGAGUGGAGAACAGUCUGUCUGGGUCUAUCGGUUCUGUUUAGUUUUCUUCUUCGACAACAAUGCAUAUAAAACUGUGAAAAUCUAUUGUGAUUAAUUAAAGGGUGAGUUUUAGGUUAGUUUUUUUGCAUGUAAAUCUAAUUUGUUCAGUUAUGGAUGAUUUCUCCUUUCUCCAUCACUUCCUGUGCUACACACACAUAAAUAUCAAAAUAUAUAUAAUCUUGCUCUCAGGGUCUUUCACAAAUCCAUUAUUUGAAAUGCUUCGUGUUGUUUUCCUCCUGAGUCGCAGCUUGUCCAGAUUACUGUCUUUUUUUCAAAGAUGACAUCAUGAUUCAGAUCUGUCAAUCACUACAUUUAGCAUUUGGCUGUGAACUCGUCAUUAGCUGACACAGAUUUCUGGUCUCCAAACUCUUAGUCAGACAUCUGAUUUGAAGUCUUUUCUGUUUUAGUUAAAACCUUUUAUUUAAUGAGUUUUUCUUUGUGUACUGGACCUCAAUCACAAAGCAUUAAACACAUUCUUCUGAAUCAUUUUCUGUCCCCUGUUGUUAGCAAACAUGAAAGUGUUUCACAGAGUCAAGAGAUGUAAACCUCCUCUGUAUUCAACCCAAUAAGAAAAAGCAAUAAAGAUCAUGUAAAGGAAA
Messenger RNA from Girardinichthys multiradiatus, 10984 nucleotides. It is a transcript of the gene rreb1a, whose product is annotated as ras responsive element binding protein 1a. Gene Ontology annotation, molecular function: DNA-binding transcription activator activity, RNA polymerase II-specific; RNA polymerase II cis-regulatory region sequence-specific DNA binding. The record is from RefSeq and is a predicted model, not a curated record. Gene Ontology annotation, cellular component: nucleus. The coding region runs from base 892 to 6441 and encodes 1849 amino acids. The transcript is spliced from 20 exons. Gene Ontology annotation, biological process: regulation of transcription by RNA polymerase II. Lineage: Eukaryota; Metazoa; Chordata; Actinopteri; Cyprinodontiformes; Goodeidae.